GGUUACUUAGCAACCCAGGAUGGAACGAAAUCAUAUCAGAGCAGUGCAAAGGUAAUUCUCACAGGUAUUGGUGCAGAUGAACAGCUUGCUGGUUAUUCUCGUCAUCGUGUCCGCUUUCAGACACUUGGACUGGAAGCGUUGAAUGAGGAAAUAGCAAUGGAACUGGGUCGGAUUUCUUCCAGAAAUCUUGGUCAUGAUGACAGAGUUAUUGCUGAUCAUGGAAAGGAGGCAAGAAGCAUAGGAAGGAGGAGCCAGAGCAGCAGUUGUUUUCCAGAAGUCAUUCUCCAAGAAAUGUCUUGUCUUUUUUUUUUUUGGUACUGGAGAUCGAACUCAGGACCUUGCGCUUUCGAGGUGGGUUACAGAACUGCUGAGCUAAAUCCCCAGCCCCUAAGAAAUGUCUUUUCAUUAAUGUCCCCAUGUGAUACAGUGGUGCGGGCCAUGCAAUUUGGAUCUAGAAUUGCAAAAAUGGAAAACAAUAAGGAAAAGGCAUCUGACAAAUGUGGAAGACUCCAAGUCAUUUCCUUAGAAAACCUUUCUUUUGAAAGGGAGAUUAAAUCGUGAUAUGAUUUCACAGUGUUAGUAUUUACUGAAUGACAGUUUUAUAAAAAUAAAAUGUUCCACUGCUUUGCUAUUGUAGAUUGUAGUGGUUUUAAAGUUCA
Molecule: messenger RNA, 659 nt
Organism: Heterocephalus glaber (naked mole-rat)
Lineage: Eukaryota; Metazoa; Chordata; Mammalia; Rodentia; Bathyergidae
Source: RefSeq, a predicted model, not a curated record